Amoebophrya sp. A25 is the source of this 30616-nucleotide messenger RNA. NCBI's taxonomy places the organism in Eukaryota, Dinophyceae, Syndiniales, Amoebophryaceae. The record is from the annotation of a GenBank genome assembly.
CUAAAUCGCAGGAGUAAAGCUGCAUCAUGUCGAGCAACGAAAUCAUAAUGAAUGUGUUGUCCUUUCCUUGAACUAGCAGGAGGGAUCAUCGAGGAUGAUGAUGAAAGACUCGCUUACUUCCUCGCUUUUGAGUUUGAUUAUCAAGUAAUCAAUAUCGAGAAGGUGGAAAAUGGCCGGAUCUAAUACUCCUGGAAAAGCGAAAGCUCAAGCUGUUAUCAUGCGGACCACAAGCACAAAUUUCACUUCAACGAUCAUGGACGACAUCAUGCGGUCUGGCGCUUUCCUUACUUCUACUAACAACAUCAAUCAGCGGCAAUUUUCAAUGUAGCGACCUCCUAAAAAAAUAACAAGUCGGAGCAUGCGGAAGGAGUAGAAACAAUUCAUCUAGUACAUCAAUUCAAGUGGCCGUCUACCUCGACGCUUUGGAGGACAUCGAAAGGACAUGAAAAUGUGGUUUACAGCAAAAAAACUUCUGGUCCUUGGAUCAUGCAGUGCGUCCUCUGUACUAGCAUUCCAAAUCCAGGAAAAUCCCUUCAUCUCCAUUCCUGGACAACACGAACACCAGGAGCAAAGCCAAACUUCCUUAUGGGCUACAUUGAUUUGUUCUGCAGCAGCUCUGGAGACUUGAUGGAAGUCCUCACUACAUUUUUACUCCAUAGAAAUACUUACUGUGAAAAGUCCCAGGUAAAUCUCAUUAUAGUGCUUUGCAGCAUUUCUUUGUGUUAUGGGUUAUAGUGCUUAUUUGUAUUUCUUAUUCAGCAAGGAGUUGUAGUAGGAGCACGUACUACUACUAGUAGUCGGAGGAGGGCUAUGAUUAGUCGUAGACCAUGGGAAGCAUGGGCUCUGGCUGUAGUUGUACUAAGGACACAAAGCAAUCUUCGUUCCUAAUGAAGCUGUGUCUGAAGUGUACUUAGGAUAAACUCUCACAGAUAGGAGAAGCGCGUGAGCUUCCUGCCUCUCGCACUUUCGACCGAGGUUGGAUGACAACCGAGCUAAGGAAAUCAUACUAAACAACAGAUUAACGAUCAAAUCGAUCGCCAUCAAUGUAUUGAUAAGCUCGAUUUGCAUCCUUCCUACCUGUGUGUUGAUCGUCGUUGGCUAUAUGUUUUCCUUAAGAGGAAGAAGAGAGGAACACAUAGGUUAGAUUGUUUCCAAGUACCUUCUAGAGUGUAACUUAUCUCUUUUGUUUGUUUUGGCCAGGCUGCCACAUUAGUACAGUCAUCGAAACGAUGGGAAGAAGGGUCUUACGCCGUGUCAUAAGUGUCAAGAUGAGACGGAUCUUGUAGCCAGGCAGUUACAGUCAUCACAAGUGAUGGGAAGAAUGGUCUUACGCAAGAUCUGUCAGUGUUAGUUUUUAGAGACUCCACAUGUCUAUUAUAGGUGGUGCUGAGGUUUUGUAAUCUACGAGCCAAAGCAUGAGGUCAGUGGGAAAGAAGAAGGAGUACGAGGUAUAUAAGUGCCAGUCUUUCGUGUAGCGCAAAAACUGGGAGUGCACGUUUUUGCGGGACCAUGCAAAGUGGUCUGCAAUGCGGUUCAGGAGCAGUUGAGGGACGUCAGUAAUGUCUAUCAUGCCUAAUUUUAUAAGUGUGAACCGUACAGCUAGCGCUGCCGAGCGGCGGAAGCCGUGCGGUGUUGUGCCUGCUGCUUUGGCAACAAGUCUCAGCUGGUUCUCUUGCAGGUCCAGUGCUUCGUAGUUAAUAUAUUUCGAUGGAAUCAUAUUUGUGAAGACGUCAUCGGUAUUCGGGUUGAAUUUUAUAUGGGGAACUGUCAUCACUGCCCAAGUCGGAUCAUCAGGGAGGGGAGUCAUAUUUGUAGGCUCGAGAGCGGCCAUUGAGGAGAGGCGGUAGGAGCCUGCAAUCCAUAAGAUGGCUACUCUUUUCGCUUUUGGUUGUAGUUCAUGGAGUCUCUUGAAGGAUAUGGGGACAGCCUUUUUUCUAGUAAAUUCGUCUCGAAUGAGCGCUAACAUUCUGUACAUCUGCAUCUGAUUAUCAUGCCCAAAAGGGCAGCCUUUUUCCAAUUUGUUAAGGGACUUGAGGCGUUGCAUUGCUGUACCAAUGUGGUUAUGAUAUGACCUGGAGAGGUCGUUAUCUAUCAAGAAUUUCCCAAACAAGAAGAGAUCGGUAAAGGAAAUGUCUGGGAUAUGUAUUUCCGCCCGAGAGCGGGCGGCAAUGGGGAUUUUUAUAUGUACUGCAUGAGAACUGUUAUACCAUGUAACAAAAGCUGACCAGUGACUACGCCUCUGCGCCAAUGUCGACGGCUGGAGGCCUAUUUCCAUUGGCCACAGGGCUAAUUCUUGAUUGAAGUGGAGUUGGUUGUCCUUGUUGCGCUGUAGAUUCCUUGCUCGUGUCAGCAUCUUUGAGGAAGGGCUGGAUCUGGGUGGUAUGUUCUUCGAUGAUUUUAGCAAGAUCAGCAAGAAGCCACUGCGUUACUUGCUUAUGGUCUGGCAGUUGUUCACUAAUAUCUACGCUGUUUGUUCGUUGAAUAAAGUCGGGCAUCAUCUCCAUUCGAGUAAGGGCAUCUGCAGGAUUUCGUUGGGAUUUAAUCCAUUUGGUGCAGAGAAUUGAGUCGAUUGUGCAGAUGUCGUCCAUGAUUCUUGUUGCUAGGAGACUACCGAAGGGGCAGGAGGAUUGCCCGUUUACUAAGGAGAACCCAGCCCCAGCAUUGUCUAUGUAGAGAAUGAUAUUGGUGUCAGCUAGGUCGUCUCCAAAGAGUUGAACUGCUACCCAGACUGCAAGAAGUUCAUAGAAAAAGAUUUUCCUGACGCGUAGCUGAAUCUGAUGAAACUGAUUCGGAGACUUGUACUGAGUGAACUUAUAUGAGAAGUGUUUCGGCUUGUCUAAUAAGUUACUGAAGAGCACCCCUCCUAUCCACACUUCCUUGCCAUCUAUCGCCGAGGCAUCUGUAUAGAGCUCUACUGUUUUCCUCCCUAGUUUGGAUUUGUGGAGAGUCAGUGGGGGGCAGCCGAGAAUAGUGUCAGUGAUCGAGAGGAGGAAGGUUGCGAGGGAUGCCCUAACUUUGGGAGAUUUUUUCAGACCUAAAAAAUGAGGCUCAGAAGCGUGCCUGUAAAUGACCGAAACUUUGGCCCCUACGUUCCUGUACUUCCUCCAGUGCAGAUGAUAUGCUGUGACCCCUAGGACUUGCUGGAGGUCAUUGAUUGUGAUAGAGUUACUCUUUAACUUCUGUAUUACCCGCUGGAUUAAGCUGAAGGCCUCUGCCUUUUUGGAUGCUGGCAUAUCUAUUGCUACCGAGCCAUCCGAGAAAGUAGUAAAGUUUGAGCCGAGGACUUCGGUCGAGGUAUCUAGAACACCUAUCACGUCCUUUUUGUCACUAACGACCAAGCCUAGGUGCUUGAGGAAGGAUUUCACGAAGCUGUGCACUUGUUUCGCAUGGUGAGGGUGAGUAAUCAGGAUAAUAUCAUCUACGUAGACUAGGGCAAUGAUGUUGAAUACUUUUUGAAGGCAGUGCUCUAGAAACUUAGACACUGCUCCCGAAAAGUGGAAGACUGAGUGGAUGUUGCCGAACGUGAUAGCUGAGGUCGUUGCGUAUUGUACUUCUUCGAUGUGUGGGUUCCAGAAAUUUAACAUAUAUGCUCCUACCGGUGAGUCAUUUCCUAGUUGGAAGUAUGCACUUGUCAAGUCGAUCUUGCUGAUUACAGGAGUAAAGCUGAUACUCCAGUCAUCUUCUACUUGUACUUCCGGUAGUCCUCCUCCUAUGUGCCGGAGGUCUUGCCAGAUGUGAGUGAGGGCAGCUUCCUGCUCCAUCUGCUCCCUCAGGUGGCGGCGUGUGCGAGUCACUGGUGCAUCUACGAGCGGGGCUAUACAUCGCUGGACUGUCUGCGCAAUAACUGGGAGUCCUGGAAGCGACAUGUGCUCGCUGAUUGCAGAGAGGAACUCAUUGUCGACUGCUUCGUUCGCAAUGCUCCUAAUUUUGGUCCAGGUUUCGCUUGCUUCGUCGUACUUCUGCCUUAGCGAGAAGAUAGGCACGAGUCGGCGAAGUCUUGUUCCGUCGGCGUUGUAGAGGUACCCAUCAGCGCCUUCUUUCGGUUUGGGGCAUGGUUUGGUAGGAGAUGAAAGCCAAGAGGUGGCAUGCUGUUUUUGAUGACGUUGUAUCCACGAUGGAGCGUGUCUUCGGUUUCAAACGGGUAUGGACCAGUUCGGAGGAUGUGGUCUAUCUUGUCCAUCGCAAUCCUGAUUUGUGCUUUCGUAGAAGGGCAUUCUAGUAGCUUGCGGCUUUCUUCGUCUGUUAGGGGCUUGCCAUUCCACACACCAUACCUGUGAUUAUGAGGGUGUAACUUUGGUAUUAUGUUAUUCGGUGGGUGAAGCUAUAGUUGCUACAACUUCGGUUUUGAGUGUAAUGGGUUAGUGCCGAAAGAUUCUGCCCAGGCUAGGAAAGCCUAGAUGCAUGAAGCCCAGGGGACCGUAUACUUGGUCGCGUCUUUCUUUGUCCAUGUAGUCAGAUACUGUCGACCAAAAGAGGAAUUUGGACGCAUGUCGUCUUUCGUAGCCUUCUGGUAUCUGGUUGUCGUUGAUUGUUGCUACUGCUUCCCCUUCUUCUCCCCAAUGGAGGUUGGUGUUGAUCGUGCUGCGAGAAUCGCGGAAGGCUGUCAAGAGUGUCCGGAAUUUCGUCUCUAGGCGGGCGGCUUCCUGCUCGCCAGUCUGUGUGUUGGAGGUAUAGAAAUUUCCUUAUGUCUCUUUGGUUUAGUGUUUAGCUAUAAUUUGUGUGGUCACCUGUUAUAGAAUAGAGGACUGUACCAGCUCAUGCUGGCUUGGUUGACACUGGAAAAGGAUAGUGCUGCGGAGCUGCUCUCCUCCAUACUCGGCUGUGUUCGCCAUGUUUGUGAGAUUUUUCUAGGUCUUUUACUAGUUAUUGCGCCUUGUCCUAGACGUGUGGUAUAUUAAGGAUUUGGAUAGUUAAGGAGUGCGGCAGUUUUGUGUUAUGACUUGUGUUGUGAGGGCUUGUCAUGUAGAGAAAAAGAGAGGAAGAAAAGAGGGAGGACCGAACUGGUUUUGACCGAUAGCUAGUUCGGGGAUCCUGAGGAUGGAAAAGGGGGCGUGGGGAGAGGAAUAGCGAACACAAUCGUAACUCGAUAGCGCAUCAACAUGCGAGGUGAGUUUUCUUAUUUAAUUUCGUCUAGGAGAUUUAAUUUCCCUGAAGAUCACAGUGUUGGCCAUGAAGCUUGAAUUUCCCAAGAUGCAUGGUUUUAGUGCAGAGGUCAUACUGGAUCUUCUGUUUACCCCAACCCAGUGCCGGCCCCUUCCCUAGCGAAGUUCGGCUCUUACUGCUUCACCUCGCAGUGUUGGCACACAAUUCGAUGGUUACAUCCCUGGCAUAUUGGGAUCCAUCGGAUUCCACGCACUGGAUUCGUUUGCAGUGUUGUCGAGGGUUGAGGUGGUUGCUCCAUCUUCACCGGUCCUGAAGUAGUUUGGAGAGAAGGUAAUUAUGUGAGGUUUUCAUUGAUCAACAGGCGGAAGAAUGUUCAUGAUUUUCCUAUAAGAUGAGGGAUAGUACGCGCUAGCUCUGUCUUUUGUAGGCUGCUGCCAGCGUAGCAGUGUCAGUAUGCAUUUGGUGUGAGCAUCCUAGUCUGCAUGAUGGUACAAAUUUCCCUUUUUUGGAGUCCAUUUCGUAGUUUGCCUCGUGGCAGAAGUGGACCUCGCAUUUUCCGUCUAGGUCUGCUUCCUUGAGGCUUGUACUGGAGAGGAUGAGAUCUCGGCACUUUUGCUUGAAGGUGUUUGGAGUUGAUGACUGGUUGCCCUUGCCCUUCUUUCCUUUGCCUUUCCCUUUUUCUCCCUUUUUGGUUUUUGCAUAGGGACCAGCUUCAGAUCCUCGUUGGUAGGAGGAGUACGACUUACCAUAGCUAGCGCUUGCGUUGUGUUUGCCUUGGCCUUUCUUUCCUUUCUUAUCAUUGCUGGCUUUGACUCGAUUGUAGUCGAUUGCCGCUAGUGUUUUGAUCUGCAUGAUGCGGGAUAGAGUCGCUGCUUUAGUUUCUUUUUUGAUGUUCACUCCUGGCUCCUUGGCAUAGCCUGCUACCAUGGAAGCGAGCUGGAGCUGGUUGAGGUUGUUGAGGUCCUUGGCCAGGCCUGGGGUGAGUCUGAUCUCUGUCUUUAGUUCUGUGUAUUUCAGGAAUGAGUCCUCUAGGGCUUUCGCAGCUACUAAGAUGAUCAGCACCAGGUCAAUCCCUGUUAGGAUUUUGAUUAGAUUCUCGUGGUUCACGGAGGAGUAGUCACGAAGUUUGUCUUGCAUUGUGACUGCUCCUGAGAGGAUUUUCUCUGCGGCCUUGAUUGCCAUUGUCAUUUUGUCAGUUGUAAGUGAGAAGAAGACUGGGGGAAUGGCUCCUCCCCUAAAUAUUGUCGAGCUGCCGAGUGUUUGCAGGAUGUCUCUUAUUGCUGCUUUGAUAUUGAAGGGCGUUGCUGGUAGUAGGUAUAGCGAGGUCAUUAUGUCCUCUACUUUAUUGUCGGUGAUGUUUGAGGCAGUGAGCUUGUUGAUGCUGAGGAUGGUGAAGGCGUCUAUGUAUGCCUCUUCUUCAUUCGCGUCUCCUCCUACUUUUGAGCGGACAACUUGCUGGGCUUGUUCGUCAUGCAAGAAGGCAAAGACUGCGAAGUUUACUGUUUGAUCAAAAGGGACUUCUUCUAGUCCCUGUUCGAGGCCUACUGCUGAGUAUGCAGCUCGCUUUACUUUCCUAAAGCAGAGUGGGUUGAUGAUUUUUGGGUCUGGUCUGCCGUUCAGUCCGGGGAGAAAGGCAUAAAGCUGCAGUGCUUCUGGUGGGGCAGCUGCUUCAAGGUCCGGCACUGCUGCUGAGAUUUGAUAGUUAGCUGGUUCUGGAUCUUCGAGGAGUGGGAAUCCCCAUGGGCACUUUCGUGAGCGUGGCCCAUAGAGAUUCGCUCUUCCAUUAGCUGUGCUUUCUGUUCCUCUGUCUUGCAGACAGGGUUCGUCGUCGUUGUCGUCGUCCCAUUCUUCUUGUUUUGGGAGUACUGGGAGCCCGUAGCGAGCGUUGUGCGCAUUAUAACGCUCGCGAGCUCGGGCUCGCUGCUGUUCUUCGGAUUCUUGACAUGAUGGCAUGUGUGCAGGUCUACUAGUCUUUCCUGAGUCCUUUCCUUUUCCUUUUACUAUUUGCAGGCUGCCCUUUCCUUUUGGCGGCCUGUGCGGUGAGAUCUGGUCUCUGAUAGCUGGAAGGUCCUGCGGCUCUUGGUCAUUCCUUCUCCUGCCAGAAGCAAGCUCGUCCUGUUCUUGUUUCUCGUUCGAUUCAUCUUCACUGUCUUCACUUUCUUGCGCGAGCUUGUUGCUACGGUCUGGCUGUUUCGGCUGCCAGUACUUACAGUCGAUGUGUUUAGAGUGUAUUCUGAUGUCAGGGGACGCCGUCUUAUCUAGGCCCCAAGGGAGCAGCGUAGUCUGCUCAUGGAAGGGCUGGAACGUGGCUUUGGAUUCUUUUGAUUUGAUUCGGGUCCACGUGUCUCCUUUGAGUCUGCAUACUAGAGCUAGACUCUGCUGCGUUGCUAUCGAGUUUCGUACUUCUUCCCAGAUUGUGUGUUGUGUUGUCGGCUCGUGUGAGGCCAGCUGGCCAUCUUGUUGGAUGUAGCAGCUGAGUAGAUGGGUGGUGGCGUAGAUCGCAUCUAGUACUUGUGGGUGGACGCCCCUUGAGGAUUCUUUCGCAUUUUCUUUGAUCAUGUGGCAGGAUCCCGAUAGGAUCUCCCACAUCGUGUCUGGGAUGAUGUUGUAGAUGUAUUUUGCGUGCACUAGUGCGUAUCGAUACUGUAGAAUGAUUAUCUUGAUGCUGAGUGGUAGGGCGCUGAAGAGGCACUCUGAGGCGCCUGGCCUUGAUGCUGAGUGGCGAUGUUUGAGGAAUGACUGAUAGAGUACUGGUUCAAGAAACUGCCCGGAACUGAUGAAACCGCCAAGGUUUCCCGGGCAGCCCUCGAUAUUCGCGUAUAGAUCUGCUAUGUCGUUGUUGGUGAUGCGCUUCGAGAUGAAGUCUGUGUCAUCGGCAAAGAGCGAAGUUCUAUCGUUUACUGCUUCUUGUGGCAGGAGCUCUCCUGUGAGGAUUUUGAGAGCUAGUUCUGAUGGUUCUUUUAUUGCUAGGCGCUGGAUUUCGGUCGGGUUUUUUGUUGCGGAUCUUCCGGGGAAGAGCAAUUUGUUCACGUCCAUGCCGUCUUCUAUGUGAAGUGCAUCUUCACACUGUUGGAGAAUGUCGAGCCACUGAAGCAGUGUAUUCUCGCCAUAGUAGAAGGAUGGACGAGAUAUGAUCUCAUGCUGAUCAAGAAAGGCGGCAAGGUCUUUCGAUUGCUGAAGAGCUCGCUUGGCUUCUAGGUGAGAUCGCUGCUGAAUGAAGGGCAAGUCUGGCACGUCUCUGUAGUUUUUAGGCCAGAAGUGGUCCACUUCCAUUGGCUUGGGUUCUGAUGGAGAUGCCGAUGGGGCCCCUUUCCCUGGGGCGGGCUGACUUGAAUCCACAUUCAUACUUAUCUGAGGAUGGAGGGUUUCUUUAGUUAAGUCUUGUGAUUUAUUAAGAAUUUGAGAUCUUUGGUUCAGUUAUUAUCUUAAGAGGAGUUUCACUUUACUCAGCAAGUCAUCUAGCAACUUUGAAUCUUGAAUUUUGAGUUCUGUAUUGUCUAAUAGAGAGUCUUGAAUUGUACUACUCUGACAUGAUCCAGCUAAGGAGGACCUUUUCCUUUCUGCUGAGCAGAGUUGGAGCUGGAUGAUGAGGAUUUUGACCAGGAGUUCUUGCUUUGGUUUGCAGAUGUUGUAUUCAGCUUUGUCUUGGCCUCGAUCUCGUUGUAAACCUGUCCCACUGUCUUGAGAGAACGCGUGAUGGCGUGGGCUUUGAGAAUCUCGGCCGCCUUUUCGAUCGACAGGGGAUCCAGGAGAUCUGUGAAAGGUUUGAUGAAGAGUAUCAUUCGGUGAGUAUAUUUAAAUUUUUUGAAUUGUCCAUCUGAUGAAAGGGCAAGUAACCCUUUGGGUCUGCUACCUGCUUAUUUUUUGGGGAGCAGCCCCUGUUUAGAGGAGCGCCUGGCGUUAUACCAUGGGUGCUCAACUCUUCUUGUAAGAUAUAAAGGGAGCAAUGAGGCAGAUGAGAAGGCCUUCUUAGAUGCUCUAACCUUUCUUUAUUCUGAGCGCACGGACUUUUGCUCAGUGAAGGGCUGUGCUAUUGGGGAGCAGCCCCUGCAGAUCAUUAUGAAGAUACUGAACACUUGGUGUCUGGGGAGCAGCCCCUGCUACUUGGUAAUAUCUCUGUGAAUAGGAGGGAGCAAUGGCACUUCUUUUAUAGGUUGUGCUCUUAGAUGCUCAACCUCUUUUCUGAGUUGAAAUUUGACUUUGAUUUUUUCUUGUCAUCUAGUCGCUGACCACCUCGAGAGUUUCCACGCUCACUGGAAGGUGCGUCCAAAGGAGGGUGCCGACAAGGAUCACAGGUAAAACGUAGGUGCCGACAAGGGUCAACGGUAGGAAACGAAGGUGCCGACAAGGGUCAAUGGUAGGAAACGAAGGUGCCGACAAGGGUCAACGGUAGGAAACGAAGGUGCCGACAAGGGUCAGAGGUAGGAGACGUCUCGCUGAUACUGGAGGCGGUUCGGUGUACGCGUCUGCUCCCAUUUUUAUUGAGUCAAAUGUAUAAUGUGAGUAUAUAAAGUUAUAGUUUCAAAUGAGUCCUAUGAAUAAAGAGGGAAGGUUAUUACCUCGCUGGAUUUCUUCGUUUAGGCCAAAGAGCUUGUUGAUAGCUCGCUUUUCCAGCUCCCUAUCAAUCUCGACUGUUUUUAGGAGCUUCGCGUCUUCAGCCUUUUGAUUCGCGCGGUCGUUGUCUUCUCGUUUCUUCCGUUCUAUCUCUGCUCGCUCAAAAGAAGCUGAGAGUUUCUCGGAGAAGGCGAUGUCCUCGAGAGUCUUCUUUUUCCACCUCUUUCUGCCUGUGUUAGGACUGGAAUACCUAAGCCAGUCUGGAGCUCCAAGUUGGAUCUCGUGUUGAGAGGGACCAGGCGACCUGGAACCUUCGUCCUCAGGAAAUAGGGCCUCCGCUUGUGGGUCGAUGGAUUCCUCUGGGGCCUCUGCCGCUGGGGCCGUAUAGGCCUCGAGGAAGAUACGAGGCUUCGUUGAGACGCCUGUUUUCUUGAGACGCUUGCUCGGUCUGUAUGCUGCACUGGCUAGGUCAUCAGCUAGAAGCUGUUGCUUACUCAGAGAAGGAAUAUCUUUUGAUGAGGAGUUCUGACAGGAAGACAUUUGUAAUAGUUUUGGAAGCAACUGACCGAGGAAAAGACUAUGUUUUUAGUGUGUUAUAUCUGAGGAUCUGAGCGAGGUCAACUUGAGGAUAUGCGAUAGGGGGCAACUGCGUGAUUUGGGUUACUUUCUCUCGUUUUAGGUUCACCGAUCUUCGAGUCUAAAGAAAGAAGGUUGCAGGUAUUCAUACCGAGGAGAAGAAAACAGGGUUGUUGUGCCGAUUCUUGUUUGACCGAGUUAUGUGAGCAGGACUGGAGAAAGAAAGAAGGAAGGAGAGAACACUGAGCUGCAGAUGUUGAGUGCUUUCUUGAAUAUGUUUUCAUGAUCUGGGUAUCCAUGUGCAGAUCGUGCAUAUUGGCUUUAAGAACAAAGGGAGUAUCGCGUUGUCAUGUGGUGAGAGUUAGUCCUUCUUAUCUGGUCGUGAGCUCGGCUGAGCCUCUUGUUUGAGACUAUCUGAGCUCUUCUUGAAGUACUCGUGCGGUGGUCGUCGUGUUUCGAUUCCCUUAAAGCGGCGCGCAAUGUAUAGACCUUUUGUUGUUGUAGGUCAAAGCUGAUUCGAUUGAGGUUGAGGCUGCUUCUAUUUUCUGUGCACUUUUAAUUAUUAUGUUAUACUGCAUAAAGAGUACCUUGGAGCUCUUCGACGUGCUCCCAUGACAGGAAGAGCGAGAGCUCGUAUGCCUCCGAGAUCGUUUCGGUAGCCCGCGCGUUUCUCAUUUCCCAGAAGCCAAUAUUCUGUAGCUGCGCGGCUGUUGCGAGCAGCAGCCCAAAGAAGAUGCUGUCUCUCGCCGUCAUGCCAGCCAUGCAGAAGACUGUCGAAGUCAGAGCUAGUUCAACGUAGAGAGGUGCGAUGAUCCUCUUCGUCUUCCAGAGGAGUUCGGACAGGAGGUGAAUCAUCUUUGUUAUUCCGGAAUGGACCCUUCUCAGUUUAUUGCUGAAUUACCCUUGUCUACUUUCUUUUUUAUUUUGUGAUAGUGGCCUUUUGAGGGGGUGUAAUGGUGGGGUGGGUUCAUAGGGAUAAAAAGAAAGAAAGAGUCUGUGCACUUUAUCCUUGUUCCGAUUAACCGAUCACCGAUUGGUUUUUGUUUUCGUAGGAGCUUAAACAAAGAACUCUUUGACUGAUGGUGGCUGAGGAAUCGGCCGACCUCAGUGACGUUAGUACAAGGUCCACGAGGCUGUGUGAGGUUGUUCCUUUCUCACUGCAGUUAGCUUUGUUUCAGAGUUCUGAGUUACUGUAGUUUGACGUCGAGUGCUUCAAGGAGAAACUUAGCUAGUUCGGAAACGACCUUUCUUUUGAUGGAGAGCUUUGCUCCAUCCGGAAACUUUACUUUCAACUUCAGCUCAGCGACUUGCUGGCUGCUUACUUGUUUUUGUCCGUCCAUGCUGUCGUCUGAGUCUGAGUCUGAUGACCCAGCCGAUGACAGCGUCUUUGCUACCGUUUUCGACCGAAGAGUUAAUGACUGACGCGGUAUCAGAGUUACAGCAUUCGCUCCUGUUGCUACUUGCCGUGUCGCCGGCGGCGAUAUUGGAGAGGUCAUCGCUUUGUCUGGGUCAGUGAAUCUAGAUGUUGACGUAGGCAUGGUCUCUUUGCUGUGAGGAGAGCCUAUAGGGAUUGCGUUUUCUUUCAGAUUUACUGUCAUGUCAGGUGAGUCUGAGUACGUUGGCGUAUAUCGUCGUGACUUUGGAAACCGAUUUUUUGUACUUGCUUCUUGUUCACCUCGACCGAUUUUGAACGAACAAGUGGUGACUCUUGGCCCCUUUCUGCAUGUUGUAUCUUCAUUCUGACAUACUUGCUGCAUCGAUUUACUAACCUUGUGCUAGAUAUGCGGCCUUGUUGUGAAGUGCGAUGCCUUAUGAUCAAGAGAGAUGUUUCCAAAGGAUUAUCACUCGGGUAUUCUUUCGUCAACAUACUUGCUUCUUUUCAUAUUAUCUUAUGCAGUGGCUUGCUGAUGAUAUGGCCAAAUACUAUUUGUCUUGGUUAACUGGAUGGUUAUUUCUUGAAAUCUAUGAAGAAUCUACUAUCUUGAGAUGUCAAAACGAGUGUGAAUACCCCUUGGGGCUGCUGAUGUCUAAAUGAGUUAUAACCGAGGUUGAUCAAGAAAGUUUUCUAAGUUUUGCUAUCGGAGAGAAUUCAUCUUCUUGCUCAUCUAGAGCCUGUUCGUGCUUCUGUCUGCUGAACGACUCUUGUGCAGACUGCGCUGCUGCCUCCUUGUGCGCACCUGAUCCCCUGAGGGGAUCCUCCUUCACAUCGUAUUUUGGGAUCGAGCCUUGCCUGCUCAGACCCACUAGGGCCUCUUCUUCUCCGAACAACACGUUAAGCACGUCCUUCUCGUUGUCCAUCUGACUGGCUGGGCGAUAGUCUGGGUGUGGUAGUCGCCCAUCUGGAUCUGGGAAGUCGAGGGACCGGAAGGUUGUGAGGACUCUUUCUGCUUCGGCUGCGCUCAUAAACUGUAUGUGUGUGGGUUUGGUGUGUAACUAAGGGAUGAUGAUAUGAGGCAUAUUUAGGAAGUCUUUCUGAAGUUAGAGGUUAGAGUAGUAGUGCACGGAAGGUUGACAUCUAAGUUGAUUUUGAUGUGCGUGUUAAGGUUAAUAAGAUGGUUACUUGCUUCAGGAUGUAGUUACCUUCGUCACCGUUGUUCUUGUAUAGCCUGUGUCGAGUGUCAUGGAGAUCUCGGUGAUUUUGCCGGUGAUUGUCAUAAAGGCCCUGUCUGCCGGUUCCAGAUGGGGCUGAGGCUGACUGAUAUGGUUCGGGUUGAACGAGAUCUUCUCUGCUGAUGACUGCUCGGCUUUGCUGGUCAUUUUGUGUAGAGAUGUGUUUUUGUCUUAUUCGAAGAAGGUUGUUUUCUGUAUUUUGAGGGUAACAAAGCUUUAAUAGAUGGAUAGAUGAGAUUUGAAGAUGAGUGUGGUUGUCAUGAGUAUGUUUAGAAGAAAAAACAAGGGAGGGUGUCAAGUGCUCACCUUCUAUUCUUGUGUGCCGACCUUUGCCAACAGAUUCGUCUCUUCAGCCCAUGAAAAAGAAAGAUUGAGUGCGUCAUGGGAUCCUGCCAGCAAAUCGUGGCGUUUUGAACGUUCGAGUUCACCUUGUUUCGUGUCGCAAGGUCCUCAGUUCGGACCGAACACGAUUGCUUGUUUACCAGAGAAUUCGCUAAUUGCGAGUGAGAGAUGGAUCAUUGAUCCUAGAGGGCUCCAUUAACUAAUGGAUUUGUCAUACAGGUAUACUUGAGGACAAAUAACAGGAUCUGAGACUAAUAGCCUCCUAUCAAGUUACUGGAACUUAGUAGUUGCUUUCUGAAGAAAACGGGCAGUCUUCCAACGGAAUCCUACUCGAGAUCGCAACUCUAAGUACCACUACGCAACCUUUGAACUGUGAUUUGAGAAUCCCAGUAUAAAGGUCAUAGUUGUAUCGAAAAACCAGCCACAUCAUCAUUAUCCACUUACUUCAACGUAUCUCUUAUUGCUUAUCCCGUAGACUAUUAAUAUAUCUGGGACUAAAUAAAAAGUAAAGUGUGUCGUGGGUCAAAGAUAAAGAAGCUAGGACGACCACUCCGGUCCAGGUAUGUUAGCUCUACUAAAAUGCGUUGAAAAAUUGAAGACCGUGAGAUGAAUAUGAACCCGUCCUUCUAUUACUGUACGUAGGUAUAAAUGCUUGGUGCAAAUGCAUGGUCUUCUCACCAUUCAUUUUCAUCCAAGGAAGCCGCGGGGCCGCUUGAAAUUUCAUUGGCGCAAAAGGAAGCGUUACAGCAAAUCAAGAGGCACGUGGAGAAACUCGAUUAAGACCUGUUAAUGCAACUAGUUACCGCCCCACGAAAAGCUACAGCUGGAACGGAUUUGAACAAAGAUAGACAUACUAAUAAAUAUUUUUUAUAUCACCUUCAGCGCUACGUACUUCUAGUUGUACUUGUUGUAGUUUCUCCUCCUGCAAAGAUCAUCAUGCGUAGCCACAUGGCCUCCAACGAUUACAACGUAUUGGUACUUAUCUCUAAAUCAUAAAACAAGAUGCGAAAGCGUCUGGUCCUUCGAUGAACACGUGGGAAGUGCCUCCGAGAUGGGUCCCGACUAUACGCCUGCACAACAUAUAUUAUGGGAAACUAAAGUUUCUAGAUCUACAACUACAUCUACUUGUUCUAAUCAUGAUGAAGAUGUCCUUAUCAUGAUUAUUGAUAUUGAGUAACCUUUUAGUGAAGCAGUCGAAGCAGUCGCGAUGAAAUAAAGCUCCACCUGCAUCGCGAAUUUAGAUAAUGGAUUUGAGGCAUGAAGUGUGGACCUUCUCGUGCAUGUCCAUGUGCCUCUCGAUUAUUUUUAGGUAAACUACUAUCACCACUCAACUACUAUCACCACUCAUAAGUUGCCUUUGUCAACUUGUACAUCUACUAGUACUACUACUACAACUAAUUCUACAACGCCUCGACCUCCUACUAGUUUAAUACUAAGCCUACUAUCAGUCACUACCCCGGCCUACUAGAUCGCUCCCUCGUCUAAUUAUGUCGUUGCAUGCAUGGGUCGCCUGCGUUGUAUUGGGAUACGAACAUUCAGGCCAACGCAAAGCCCUUCGUUGCUAGCACAGCCUGCACUUAUGCCAAAACAACAUGCUUUUUAGAAGUGUGCGUGUAGCUUCAUGUUCAUCGUGGUCUCCUUGUGUAAGUAUGAAUAUGAGCUCACCGAGAAGAAGCAGAACCAGAAGCAACGAAGACUUCGCCCAACUUAUAUUGAGUCUUACCGUUAUGAUCUCUACUACCUAGAAGACAACACCUAGAAGACAAAAAGCGCCUUUCUUCCACUAGUUUAACAAGCACCCCCUUCCUUAGAUCACCUCUACGGGUAUAAUUUCAAGCACCAUAUCGUAGAGGGUCUUAACCUCUUCGGUGGUGAGCCCCCCUUACCCUUUCAUUGUGAUACGAAAAAGCUAUGUGGAGGGCACUCAGCCGAGAGCACUCGCGAAAUGAAGGCUGGGUGGUAUAUGCUUGGCGAAAACAUCGCUUACGCCAACAUCAUUACGCAAGAACGUACUCUACAUGCUUGUACAUUAUUUACGUAAAUACAUGCUUGUACAUGCUUGAUGUAGGAAAUACAUGCUUGUACAUGCUUGAUUUGAGGCUCAGCUUUCAGUGGUCAUUAGGGUUGGCCACUGAGAUCGAAGAGGCGACCUUUUGAGAGAACAGGGGAAAACGAAGGGAAAGGGGAGAGCUUUGAAGGGGGUCCCUUCCGUUCAGAGUCAGCGACCAUUGAAGGCUGAGCUUUAAUUGAUGUAGGUGGACCAUGCUGAUUUACAUUGUUGCAGUUGUUGUUACAAUUUUUUGAAUUUCCUUAGAGAAGCGAAAGGCCUUAUGCAAUUUCCUUAGAGGAGCAACUCUUCUAGUCAGAAGGAGCUAGAUGUCCUUGUCCUACAACCUCCGUACAUGGAUCAUGAUCAUCUCGGAGACAAAAUAUUCAUAUUCAUAAUUAUACUGAAUCAUCCGAAAAGCUACCACCCCCACCAGCACUUGGCCUACGUAUUGCGACACGUCUCUGGUAUGAAGAGGAAAUUUGCCUGGCCAACGGACCAAACGCUGUUAAGGCAUUUUACUAAAAAUGUCCGAUCCAAGUAAAAAGUAGAUAUCUGAUAAAGAAGUUAAUACUAGAUUCUUUGUUUUGCACCACUAGUUUCCAAGGAAAAGAACAGUCCAACUCCAAUUGUUCUUUUGGUUCGUUUCACUUCUUACUUGCCGGCUUGUUUGCGCUUGCCGAUUUCGAUGCCGUCUAGUUCUUCUACUUCUAAAUAGUGAAGGAAGCCAUGGGGAUCCACAUAUCAACCCGCGGACCACGCCAGAGGUUAUCCGACCGGUGAAUUCGCUUGGCUCGCACCAUGGGUGAACAAUACUGCUUACUUUGGAAAGGGAACGGUUUCCACACACGACGACUCAUGGUAAAAAUCAAUAAUUCUAGAAUAUGUACUUAGGACAGACAGUAGUUGCACUUACACGUCGCAGCAAUACGCAUUAUGAUGCAUGCCUAGUAGUAUCCAUGAUGAUGUUGACUCUGACCAGUCAAGGUGUAUAGAGGUCCCAAAACCAAAAGCAAGAAAAACUAAUGGAUUGAAUUUAGCUGCCUGCCGCGUGUGGUUUUCCUAUUUCGCUCUCAUGGAAGACCACAGGUUGUGGCUGUGGCUCGAAGACGUCCUUGACCCCUAAGCCACCUUCAACUGCUUAGUGGGGAGAUCAUCUUGUUGACCCUAGAAGCACAUGAUUAGACAGGAGUAGCUCAUCUUGGAUGAUUCCCACACACACACACGACAUCUUGUUGACUCUAGAAGCACAUGAUUAGACAGGAGUAGCUCAUCUUGGAUGAUUCCCACAUACACACACACGACAUCUUGUUGACUCUAGAAGCACAUGAUUAGACAGGAGUAGAUCAUCGUGCAUGAUUCCCACACACACACACGCGCAGGGGACACUACACACAAGUAAUUUGGAAAGCGACUGUGGCACUAGGUUGUGAAGAUGCGGUUGCUUCUGGUACCGAAUGCUCAGUUAAGGUUCAUCAACGAGCUCUUGAUGUAAUUGUAUACCCCUACUAAACUACAAAACUACAAAGCAUAUCGUCUCUCGUAUCGUUUUUUUACAUACCCAUUCCAAUUAUAAAUGCAUCUUCCCUUAUAAAUAUACGCCAUCGCAAAUAAAGAUGUACAACUAGUAGUGGCCCAAUAAAAGAAGAUGUACUGAACCGCAAUCGUGGAAAUCUCAAUCUCUAAAAAAUCUAGCGGAUGCUCAUCGUGGAGCGGUGUGAAUGUGGCGUGUCAGUAUGGGGAUUUGGGAAACACGUUAAAUCCGGGACAUUACGCUGCGAACGUGUUUCCUUUCCUAAGGCACUUCAGGAAGAUAAUUCACCUUCGAUUUCCUAAACCCGUGGGAUAUCCUUUCUACAUGCGGAUAAUCUCAUAGAGUGCAUAAGCUGCUGCAUGCAAUUCUUUCACAGAGUAAGUCAAACGGUGGCAUCUCUAUAGGACAAUAAUCCACCUGGCGCGGUAUAAUUUGCAUUUCUUCGUGGAUUCUGACAGAAUGUGAGUUCUUUACAGGAAAUGAAUUAUCGCUCUAAUUCUCCAGAAAACGUUCGAUCAAUGCAAAAACGCUGGCGAAAAUGAGCACACUAUAGCGGGUACCUGCUACUGUUCAAGAAGACUGCAACAUUUUUUGAUUUCUGAGAGUUUUUAUUGUAUACUAUAAGUGUGCAAAUAAUGCGCAUGAUUUUUCGUUUUCCACCUGUAUUGUUCUGGUAUUUGGUAACCUCCUGAAUUUGAUCAUAAGGGAAAACAAGAUGAAGAUGAAGAGAACCCUUGUGAUCAAUUUCAGGCUACCAAAUACCAGAGCCAUACAUUUCCAAAUUAAAACACAGGUUCCGUAACAAUCACUUUCGGCAACUCUCCAAACAUGGACGAUCCAGCACAAGCGCUAAGGCUCUUAAAGAAGUGUAGUACAACUUACUCGAAAACUGAAAAUAACCGAGUAAGUGACUGAAAUAAGGGAGGUAAGUAGGUUUGACAGGGCUACUCUUCCUUGUUCAGGUUUAACUGUGCUUAUUUCAAGUAAUUACUCGGUUAUUUCAGUUUUUCGAAUAGUUGUUCCUCAGAUAUAGCUGUGAGUGUCUGCAGGGAGAAUGAGAAGUCAUCUACUUGCUGCAAUUCUACCACAAGGCCCUUGAACUACUCAUUCUCAAAUAAGUUCUAGUAAAAGAUUCUAGCGACAAUUCGCCAUACAACCUGGUAUAUCAACACAAUCAUACGGAGGUAGUCACCAAGAAGGGUGCCUCUAACGAAUUUCCUCUACACCAUUGAGCAGUAUUAUGGAGGGUGCGGUGGCGCCAUUCAGGCUAAUUGUCCGAAUUGGCGCAUGGCGAAGUGCUCAAUGGACGCUAUCAACAGGGUUUUCCGAAAUAAAUUCGACUCAAAGGGCGCACCUGAUCUCUUCAUAUCCUUAUGACCUGAUCUCUUCAUGUCCAUAGGUCGUCCUGUUCGUUGAAAAAAAAAGCCACAGGUCCUCGUAGGGGUACAACUUACAGGGGGACAAGCCAGAGGAACAAGCACAAGCCUCUCUAUUGUCCUUACUUAGGAUCAGAGAGACACAAAAUUAAGAUUAACUUCAUCCGAAACGUUUUUUUUUAACGCUGUCUAAUUAAAGCCAUAACAGAGGGCGGGGGGUACAAGGGUCCGGACUCUUGCGUGAAACCAUCCGACAGAACGCGAGAGUGGUCUUUUUACUUAAGGAGGUCAGCUUUUUUCCAUCUUUUUUCUCAGCAUCUCGGUGCAACCCUCUUCCCUUGUUUUUACUGGGAAAGGGUCGAGAUGUUGAGCAGGGGAUCGAGAUGCAUAGAAGCUGCCUGACUCUAAUCUAUUACCGCGUGCGAGGUGUUCCGAGUACCUUGGCUCGCUCAAUCCUGGCAGACCUACAAGCCGACUACCCCGAAGGCGACCCCAUGCUUGACGAAAUAAAAAAAGAGUGCGAAUCCAGCGAUUACUAUGAGCCCAUGGAGGUGAUCGUGAACGUGAUAGAGAUCAUACUCAUAGAAGUGAUUCCAAUGAGUAUUCGUAGAGCAAAAAUCAGCAAUAGCAAGUAACUACAACUAACAACUGAAAUAAGUAGUAGAGGGUUAACUAUUAUGGGCUUUUCUUUGUUCAGAAGUAUCUCGCAGUCAGAUUCAUCGGUAUCGGAUGAGUUAUAUUUAUUUAUAAAUAUUACUCUUGCUCUUCCUUAUAAUUAUCGUUUUUUGUUUUCUAAUUUUUCUACCCCUAUAUCACGAUGCUGGGAAUGUUCAAGAUGGUCGGAGGCCCUUUAGGGAUGCGCAAAAGUGCUGAUGCUCCGACUGUAAUCCCGCCUCUGCCCGAUGAAGACUCUGGCUCAGGCAGCUCCGCGGCUGCAGCUACUACUACAAUUAAGGGUAGUUGGAGGUUCACUAUCACUUCUCUGUGUGCGCAUAUCUGUGACCUUCAUGCUUCAUCUCAAGUAGAAAAUUCAUAGAUAUCAUGCGACUGCGAGAUAGAUAGAUUGGCCAGCUUGCGGCUGCUAAUACGACUGCAGCUCCAGCAUCCGCUGCUACGACUACAACUGCAGCUCCUACCGUUACUACUGCUGUGGCAACCACGACGACUGCUGUGAGUGCAGCCAUUAUGAAGCAUGAUGCGUGGUUUCUUUUGCUCCAUACCUACUUAUUGUCUUUCUGGCGCGCCUCGUCCACUCCUGUCUCGUAAGCAACAUCAAGAGGGACACACAGACAAACAUUCUGGUUCCACUCCUUCUAGUAGUAGAUGUACGUAUUCUACUUAGUUCGUAAUAUAGUAACAUACUCAUACUCUCUCAUCUCUAAUCUUCAGGCAGUAUCGAUGAAUACUUACCAAGUUCCGACACGCUGGCAGCCAACCUUGCGUUUACAAAACAUCUACCGAUGCAUGCAUGGCUCACCACCGCUCUACUGUUAAGAAAGGCUUUUGAAACUGAGUGUGAGAGUGAGUAGCGUUAACACGAAUUCGAAAUAUUGCUAAAUAUUGUUUAAAUAUAUUUAAGGUUUCUAGUGGAGGAAGCUGGUUCUACGUAUAUAGAAACCUUGAAUAUUCGAAAAACUGAAAUAAGCUGUUCUAAUUCUAGGAUGCAAAGGUCGAGGAGAAUUCACGCAAGUGGACAGAUGGGGCAACAUGCAAGGAUAACAAGCUGUGCGCUGGGGUUCACUCAGAUGAUUAUGAUGCUAAAAUUUGAUGCUAGAGGAAGAUCAUUAUAGCGCGAGGCAGCUGCACAGAAAUGAAACUUAAACUACCUGGUUCGUCUUCGUUGUGCGAAAUUUAUUUUUAUUUCAUGAUAUAAUCUUUAUCUUGCAUUAAAUCUGACCACAGGGCGGGGGUACCGUCCAGCCCUACAUGAUCAUAUAUACAUAGUAUAGUCAGACUCAGCACUUCGAGCAGUUUCUUCUAAGAUAACUCAACAAGGGCGAAUAUUGCUGGCUUUGCGGCGCUGGGAGAAAACAUUGCGUAUGGGAAUGUCAUCGAUGAGACCCCUUUUGGUCUCCGUCUCGCGAGUCGAAUGUGGUAGUAUGGCGCGUAUCCACAUGAUCAAGCUGUUACAGCAAGAGCAACGGCAUCUGCAAGUGCAACAGCUACUAAAAAGUAGUGCUUGUAAUAUUAUAUAUGUUCCAGGGGUGGAGGCUCCCGCCCUGUGGAUGGAGCGGUGGUGGCUUUUGGAGGGGUCGGCGGUGGGCUUUUGGAGGCCUUCCCGCCAGGCCGUCCCUCGUGAGGGGCGGGAGGCCGCCCCUCAAAAAGUUAGAUCGGGUGUGGUAGUAUGGCGCGCAUCCAUAUCAAGCACCCUAGACCUAGUAUGUACUAGGUUUAUUUUAGUACAUCAACUCAUAGUACUUCUCAAAAUUUCUAACCUUCCGAGGAUGAGAUUUGUUUAACGACUGCGGAGAAGCCGGAUGUGGGGCCGGUGAAGUGGGGCACCGAGUACACUCUUGACCAACAGCCUAGCGACUGGCCAGGUACCGGAGAUUGGGCAUGGCUUGCUCCUUGGGUCAAUCGAACCAAUUUCAUCGGAAAAGGCGAAGUAUUAGACCACAAUUCGACGUGGGGACAUUAUACCAACCUUAUUUGGAAGGAAACUGUUGCGUUAGGAUGCGCGGAUACUGCUGUUGCAGCGGCUGACAGUGGUAGGAACGUCAUCUGCCAAUACGGAGGCUCAGGAAACGUUGGUGGCCCAACUGCGUACACGAAAAAUAUUUACGGUCGGAUAGUUCUUCUUGAGUUCUUUUUGUAGUGGAGUAGGACCAGCAGCCCGUCAUCUACAACUCCACUAGGAAGAUCAGCUACAACUGGGUGUGACUUUUCGGAAGUUUCUGGGAAGAUUCUGAGAAGGUUCUGGGAAGUUUCCAGAAAGUUUCCCAGUCGUGACUGGGGUAAGUUUCCUGAAAGAUUCCGAGGCCAUUGCUAGCGAGAAGGCGGGGUAGAUUCAUCCGGGAAGAUUCUGGGAAGAUUCCGGGAAGUUUCUCCCUUCUUAGUAUUCACGUGGAUCCAUGUACAUAAUUUGUAGUGGAGUAGGACCAGCAGCCAAAUCAAAAUUUUUGAAUUCAAAAAGAUCAGCUACAACUGUGGCGAUGAAGAUCAUACAACUGUUAUAUACAUAUAUAAAAUUUCUUGCUCUGCUGGGAGCUCAUUUAUUUUUAUUCGUCAACGUGUUGCCACAAAAAUGUAGUGUCGCCCCAUUUUCAUAACACUGCUGGCCUUGUGAAGACAUACGACGAGUGCAAGACUGCAGGGGAAAACGAGCACAUCGUAAAAGGUACUCGAGGACACACACACAACUACUUGUCAUUAUUAUGAAAAAGAAAAUUUUUAAUAGGCUUUGGUGCUAUUCUUGUUGCAUGGAAACUGUACCGUGAUUGAAGAUGAAGAUCUUUUACUUUAUGCCUCAUUACCACUGUAGCUACCCUUAUUACCACCAUGAUUUAGUUCUUGUUCUGCCAUGAAAAUUAUGAUUGUUCACAUUUUUCAGGUUCCCUGAUGUUUACCUUUGGCGAGUCACAGUUCUUGACAAAGGACACAUACGCAAGCUUUCAAACCGCGGAUGAAUACGGAGCUUGUGCUGGGAAGACGCAGAGUGAGUUUAUGGCAUUGUUCAACAAAUCCCUCACCAUCUACUCCUUCUAGAGCAAAAAUAUCUUGGGGCUUCCCUUUCGGUUCCUGAAGGAAAUGGAAGAUUAGUGACCUCCAUGAAGAUGCUCCUCCUAGAGAGCAGGAUGUUGGGUUUUUUGGCAGGAUAUCAUCAUCAUCAUCACCAUGGUAGUUCUUCUUCUAAUGACAGCGUGACUGACGAUAUCGCUGCCUGCGUUGCUGGUGGCGUUAGUUUGUAUCUCAAAGAGCGAACUGGUUCAGAUCUAGUUGCUGUCCCUGUGUCGUUCAGACGAAACGGCAGAAUUUGGAAACAACCUGACAGGUGUAGCUCUCCCACAGCGAGUUAUGUGUAGUGCUCAUGAAGCAUCUUGUGUUGAUUUCAUCGUUUUAGAUAGCAGCAUCGUCGAUGAGGUGUUUUCAAGUUCAUGUUCACUUUCAGGCACUUCCUAAAUUUUGUUCCCAUGUGUAUAGGAUACCAUCAACGUCUGUUCGAGACACGACCAUAAUCAUGAAAAAGCAGUACUCACAAAACUAAGGGCAGCAUCCUGAAAAGCAUCCUGAACGACCACCACCACCAUCAUCAUCACCAGCAUCAUCAUCAUCAUCGACACCAAAAAGCACCUGCGCCACCCUUCUUCUCUACAUUCACUUUCCCGCUCCCACAUCAAUCACAAAUUGAUACCUCCUUCUAAGAAAACUCACGAAAGUGGGCGUUUUAUUUCUACGUGCGUUCUGUUCCAAGUGCAGUAGUAGAGGAAGUCAUCAACGAGUUCGAGAGGACGCAUGCAGCAGACAGUGACUUAGUUAAGACAAGGAAGCGAACAUUUUCAGUGUCGUCUUCGGCUUCUUUUUCAACGAGAAAAAGAAGGCUGAGCCUUCAAGGCUCCAAAAAAUAGGGCGCACUCAAGGAUGUUGUUGCGACGCGGCGGCCCAAGAAUAGCUCUAACUUAGUUGAGAAAGUGCAGCUAGUCUGUUCAGAAAAUGCAGCAGCAAAGGACACUAUGCUCACCUACAUCGGCGAUGCCCUGGGAGCAGAAAAAAACACGGCAUUCUUAUGAUACAGUGUACUUACUUGCGUAUGUGUAAGUGUAACCAUCCAGCAGAGUCGCAUUUAUUUGCUUUUGAUCUUUAAUAAGAGUCACUAAGUCUAAGCAUGUUCUGAGUUGUUCUAGGCUCAGAAAGAUUUUGUUUGUUUCAGAAGAUAUUAUCAAGUUCUUUGAUAUUCCUCGGACUCCGGACUCGGUCCACCUCAUCAUUAAUUAUCACUAAGCAAGUCGACGCUACGUGAGCGUGAUUCUUGCUCAAUCAUCAAGAAUCGCAACUAAUAUCAUCAAGAACCGCCACCUCGUCUGUAAUCAUCAAGAAUCGCAACUAUCAUCAGCAUCAACAUAAUUUUGCUUGAUAACAUUCCCCUCUAACAUGUUCCCAAGAGGUGAUACCUCCACCACCGGAAGGCGGUGCUGCAACCGCUGCUCCACUUACAACAACCACUGCACCUCCAUCGCCUGGCCCGGCUGUUACCACGACAACAGCCGAACCGCCAACUCCGCCGAUGGACCUUGCAAGGAGUCUCUCAGUCGAAAUGGAAAUUCUACCCAGCAUUAUGAUCAGCUUUUACCCGCCAUCUUUCUUAGCAUUUCGGGAACCAGUUUUCCUAUGAAAAACAAGGAAAGAUGGGUCAUCGGGAUGAGAGGACCGACCCGAGAUGAAUAUUAAAGGCUGACUCUAACACCAGCGGGCUAACUGCAGAAACUCUGAAAGCCAGCGACGCCUUUAUCAAGAGUCUGAAGCAAGCGUUUUCGAUGAUUUUCGACGGAAUCGUGCAGGAGAGCGAUGUGAAAGACCUCGAAAUUGAGAUCGACGCAUCGGCGGCGGUUGUGUUGGCGGAACGAACUUAUGCAUAGGAAUAUAAAGAUGAAAAUAUUCUGGCUUUCGAUUCGGAAAGAGAAAGGAUAAAGAAGUUGAAGUGUGGGCUUCUUACCUGCUUCUAGCUUUAUUCUUUUUCAGUGUCUGCUACAUGGAUUUUGUUUUUGUAGCCAUCGACACGAUAAUAAUGUUAAAUUCAGCCAAGAUGAAUAAUGAAUUUUUAUAGUAAGUUAGUAGUUCAUCUAAGUAGAAAGACACACGAUCACGACUGGAAUGCAGCUACAGAAGAACAAGGAGCCCCACAGCAUCUCGAGCAUGGUGAAUGGCCGCAAGAAUAAAGCUGCAGCGUUCUACAGAGCAGGCGCGGGAGCUGAUAAGCUUAAGGCCGCUGAAGAGCGUGAGAAUGAGAAAUACAUGAUCAUGAUCAAUCUUGAGUUUGCGUGAGGAUUAGAUUAGAAGCGCUAUGCACUGCAAAGAUCAAAGAUCGACCCGAAAGCGCCGUGCCACCUUCUAAUAAUACGACCAUGAGUGGCAAUCAAGGUGGACAACUAAUGGCGAAGCACAGCAGUAAGAAGUAUGCGGGUUCCGCAAUGAGAAAAAAGAGCGCUGCUCAAAUACAACAAAUGUACAAAAACAAGAAUGUUGACAAGAUGGCUCAGGUGAAGACUAAGAUGGGUCAGCAACAGGCGCAGCAACAGCAGAAGUUAAGGCCAUGGCAUUUCCAUCAACACUUCGCAGAGGUCUGUAAGUGCAUAGUCAGUGUAUGUCAUUUACACGACAAAUAGCAUCAGUUAUCGCAACUCUUCUAACGACCCAACAGCGUGCAACCGGAGGAAUAGAAGUGAAAUAUCAAACGACCGCGACCAUUUCGGUUCCUGCAGAUAAGGUGGCAAAUUUCAACGCAAUUUGGCCUGAUACCGUUAAGGCUACAAGAAAUCCGUCUUCCCAGGCGUCGCAUCCUGCGACCGUUUUCAAGGGGAAAAUAAAGGUUCUAGGAUGCAUUUUAAGGUGGAUUUCUCUUAGUUCUAACGCCGGGAGUAGGCCUCCUGGUGCUAUCGCUGGAAAGUUUCAAGGAGCAUUCAUGGUGGCUUUGCAUCUGAACGGCUUGACCGAAGAGGAGUUAGCAUUAAGGCCAAAAGACGAAGGAGAACUUGAACUACUCGACCUCUUUCACGCUGCGCCUGUGGCGUCCUCGGCUUUGUUCGCUUUGCUUUCUAUGAGAGUGAGAGGUGAGGGAGCUAGCAAAGGUCUUUCUUGGUCAUCUUGCUCGUCUUCAAGGUCGUGAUCAGGCGGGUCUUUUUGGCAAGAACAACUCUUCACACUACAUAAGUACUUACACUCUCGAUGUUGAAGCAAGCAUCAUAUUGAGAAUGGUCCUCUUUCUAAUGACCGUGAAAACCUGCGGUGACAAUGGGGGAGACACGAGCCUCCCCGGAAUGGGUCCGCUUCCAGGCAUCCACGGUCCUCCACCUCUUAAGGCCACUAGUCACUAUUGGUCGUAAAUAUAAUCUCGCCCUUUGUUUACGUUUACCACUAUUGGUUGUAAGUAUGACCACUUUAAGGCCACUUCUUCUAUUGGUUGUAAGUAUAAUCCCGCUUCUUCUUGUUUACUUUUGAAGAUUACAACAAUGAAGGUCAUCAAACAGAUCAGGGUUUUUACCACAUUUGAAGUCUUCUUCUAAUAUCACAGGAAUGGGGCCUGACCCAGGACUGGGAUUUCCUGGUGGAAGUCCCUUCGUCCAAGGACCGCCAGCGGAAACGGCCAUCUAUCGAGCAAUGCUCAUAGAUCUGACACUGCCAGACGGCACGACAGCGGAGACGCUGAAAAUCCAGCACGCUUUUUUAGGGAUUCCGUGCAAGAUGAAAGUCGAAGUAGAACUAGAACAAACUCAAUGAUUUGUUUCCAACAAAAGUAGAAAACAAAAAAGUGUUUUCACUUUCAAUCAUGUUCACAACUUUAUUCGAUAAAAAUGUUGAAGUUCGUUGAUUAGAUUGAUUAUAUCUUCUACAACUUUCACAACUUCACCUUCUUCUAUCCCUUUCUCCAAGUCCCCUAUUCCCCCACCUCCUCCAACUUCCGUGACAAGCAUCAAGGAGGCCUAUGCGGAAAUUUUGGAGGUGUACCAAGAAAUGGUGGUGACGUUGUAUUUGGACAUGAACCCUUACAGUGUUGCACCUCAGGCAUCAUUCAUGACGGAAGCUGUGAUUGGGGUACUUUUUAAUACUGUCAUGUUCGAUUGUGGACCACCACCACGCUUUUUACUUUUUUUUUAUUUUCGUUGUUCUUUUUGAAGGUUAUAUAUAAGAAUAGGGCCGCUAGCCUAGGUGCUCUCCAAGGAUUAGGUCGUGUCCCAGACAAACUACCUUCUUUGUCUGCCUUUUAUGACCACACCAAAAACUCCUCACUAUGAUGCCUGUCUUUCAACACUUUCCCCAAAUGUACUUCUUAUCAUGAUCAUGUAGUGGGAGAUGGCUGUGCAAGGGGUGCUUAUUCAGCCAUCCCUGGCCGCCCCGUGCCUCUGUGUUUUUUCACUUUUUUGAUUCCCCGGGUUUUGUUUUUUUGACUUCGUUCUCCUCCCUUAUGAUUGAUCCUCUGACAGUACUCUGAUUGGAUGCGACAGGUUGGCAUUCUACCUCUAGAUGUAGUAUUUCCAGCACUGUUCUUAGUUCUCUCUGUUAUUUCAAUGCUUAUUAUAUAUAAACUGCAUGCACUUGUUGGUGAUCCAAGAAUCGGAAUCGAUCGUCGCUAACCUUCUCCAGAUCCCUGACGAGCUCCUUGGGAGAGUGAAUUCGAUUUGGCCAAUGAACCCAGACUCCAGUACUUCGAUCAACGUAGCUGACGAUUUUCAAGCUGCUUUGGUGCGGCAUCUUGAAGCAGCUGGGCUUGUGGGGCCGCAAGUUGAGAGUUGUAGUAUCCCAUCAAUGGGUGACGGUGACGAUGGAGAACCUAUCACGCGGCACAUGCUCUUGGGUUUGGAAAUCGGAAGCGGAACAGACCUGGAUAUUAAGAGCAGCCCCAGCCUCUUUGAACAAAUUCAAUUGAGCACGCAGCCUCUUUGAACAACGAGAAGAUAGAGGAACAGUGACAGUUUCCUCCACUUCCAUGAACAACUUCUAUUAUUUCCUCUAAGCUUCGCCUGAAAUCAAAUGUUGGAUUUCAGACUGCUAUAGGCGAAACGUUUACGCAGAUCUUGGGGAUCGACAAUUAAGGCUUCCGGGAAUCUCCCAUUUUGAAAAGCAUCUUGAUGAGGCACCUCUCGAAGGGAAAAACAGACCGAAGAUGACUUUCAAGAUGGAUUCCGGGAAGAUCUAAGACAAUGAUAGAAUCGGAGGUCUGAGAGUAGAACCCGCAGAAGAAUCCCCUGCAGCCGCCUUGUUGAGUCUUCGACGCAAGAAAGAAAUGAAUGUUAAUAGUUAAGGCAGAUGUUCAAUGUCAUUUCAAGUUCAAGUAUCUUCAGUACUACCCUCCAGUGUAAUAUCGGGAUCAGUACUAUCUUGUUCUUGAGGAUAUAAGUAGAAGCAUUUGGGCAUACAGACGAAGAUCACGGAUUUACUAUUCCUCGGCAAACUCUAACUCACACACGGCGGCGAUGGGAGCCGCCAGAUUACGCAGUUCUUCGCCUCAGCCAUGUUCGAGGUACUUUUUCCCAACGACUCCUUCAUGUUCUUGUUGAGCAUAGUGAUGGUGUGAAGAUCCAAGAACGUCAUGAUAAUCCUAUUAUCAAAAUCAAUCUUGUUGAGUCAAAAACGUAGUUCAAGUAUAAUCCAGAACUACAACCUCUGUUUCAGAUCACGAACGCAACUGAGGCGCAAGGCUUGGAAGCGAUUUGGCCGAGCCACGUUGAACAUUCAAAUUCUGGUGUCGACAUCGCUGAUAUAGAAGCAAGUUUCAAAUCCGGACUCACCUCAAAUUAAGGGUCGUUCUCUUUCCCUUCAGUUUUGCCUCUUCCCGUCAGUUUUGCCUUUCCACCUAAAAAGGGGUGGAAAAGGUAUAUUAACUAAAAACGAGGAGGUAAACUAAUAGGAUACCUACUAAUCAAAGUUCGCAAGCAAGAGUGUAGCAGACGUCGUCGUCUCGUCAUGUACGAACAUAGAGCCACCACGAGAGGGAGAAGGACGAGAGGGAGAAGGAGCUCGCGGGGAGGACUCAACACAGCAAGAACGAGGAGGACUACAUGAAGUAAGCGACGAGCUGCGAGCCUUAUCAAAUCUAGAUGGACUCUUAAGGCAAUGGUUGACGCUGAGCUACGUAUAAUAUUACCUAGUACUUAAAUCAUCGCUAAAUAAGAGUAGUAGUACUGCAUGAUGAUCGCGAGCUCGUUUGUUGAGUAGAGCUCCAGCUCUACUUCUAGAUACGUCAGAUGAUGGCCCCGCUCCUUUUCAUCUGCUCUACUAGACGACCUCUAAUAUCAGAAGGAGAAGCGCCACCCGCUGAUGAUACAAUUGAGCGAAGUAUCGCGAUUCAGCUCGACCUGCCAGCGACUAUCGAACCUGAAACAUUGAAAACUAUGAAUGCUUAAGGGAGAUCGAGAUUGUGAUCAUGUCAACAGCGAAAGCGAUCAGAAGUCCGGGUGUAGUACAUCAACAGAAAUGGCACAGCAACGCUACAUACUUGAGUUAGAAGGCUAUCAUUUUUGUUUGGACGAUCAAAGGGGUAUAGAUACCGAAUUAACAAGUAUCUUCUUAAAGAGUGUAAGUACAAGAAGUACUGUUCACCACCUUGACCUUCUAACAAGAAUCAACCUGGUUUCAGGCAUGCGGUGAAAGCUGCCUAUGCCGCUGUAUUGGAUGUGCAUCCAGACAUGGUGCUUGAGGUGGAAGUUGGCCGAAGAGGAGACGCUGGAGUACCAUUACCGAGUGGAAGUGGUGCUAGCAGUCUGGCGCGCUUAGCAGCGAGGAGUGGUAGAAGUAGUACGGGGGGUGCUUCUAGGAGCAGCACGACCCCUGGCGCAGAUAACUCAUCUACUAGUGGCACGCAGUCAGCGAGCAGCAGCCGUGCUAGCAGCGCUGGCGCGCAGUCGCCAAGCAGCCCCCCGGCGAGCGCUAGCAGUGCCGCGAAGUCAUCGAGCAGCACGGGAGGUGCAACUGGCGGUGUGCAAGGAUCGAGCACGGGUGAAGUCACUGGCACUGGUCACUCAUCUAGUCUUGGUGAAAUAAAGAGCCGAAACCUUCCUCUCCCUCAAGAGAAUCAUGGUCAUCAAUUACACGACGAACCUAAGAUCGUCACGAGAUUCGUCAGUACAGAGAAGAAAGGAAGAAGAGCAGUAGCUUCAUUAAGGGUAGGUUUUCAGUGUUUCUGCUACCGUUAGGGUUAGAAAGGAAAGGAAUAAGCAUGACUCUAACGGGGCGAGAAUAAGGCAACACCAGAAUAAACCCCACUCUAAUUUCAUCCAAGACAACCGAAGAUGGAGCUCGACACAGCUACUUCUUCCGUCGCCAGAACCGAAGUAGGAUAAGAAAUCUUAGCCUUGCUGAGGCUAGCGCAGGUGGCACCGUUGCAACCUUCGACACAGUGGCACUGAUAGGGGUACUUUCUCUUUACUUUAUCUCAGAGACAGGGACAACUUGCACUUCUUUUAGAGCAAAGAGCGUGAUCAAUUUUACGAGUCGUGGCGCUCAUUGUUAUUCACAAGUAGAAGUAGAUUGCGUUUGUGACUUCCGAGAAAGAGGACAGCACCACUGAGUAUCUACCUCUACGUACUAAUAUUUCUUGUUCUUCGCUCUGAGUAUCUAGGUACUAAUAUUUCUUCUGAAUUAACAGAUUCCGUCGGAACUGAUUGCUCCAGCCAACGAAAAGUGGCCAGCAUCCGGAGCCGACGUUGGCGAGCAGUUCAGAGUCGCAGUGGACGAGAAAUUAGCGGCUGCGGGUUUUGAGGAUAUCGAUGUUCUGUCGUGUGUGGCUAUUUUUAUGAACCCGAAAUUUUUUAACAGGAUUCAUUUUGGGUAGAGGACUUUUGCCGAGUCAGAAAAACAGGAUUCAUUUUGGGUAGAGGUAGACUUUUGCCGAGUCGUGAUGUAAAUCUUAAUGUCCUCCGAGUCUGAGUCUUUUGCGUGAUGUAAAUCUUAAUAUCAUGUCCGAGUCAGAAAAAAUCUUCUAAUGGCUCUAGCGGCCCACCAAUGAUGCCGAUGGGGCCACCCUCAUCUAUGUCAACGGGAGCACAGACGACAGGAGCAGGAACAACUACCGGAGCAGGCACGACAACCGGGGCGGGCAGCACUACCGGAAGCAGUUCUUCUGUUAUGAUUUCGGAGCAGUGUUGACUCCUUUAGCCUGUGACAGAUUUCUUGUUCUCUUUCAAACUCAAAGUCGAAUCCAGAAGCGUAGAAACUUAGGUACCAGUACUACACCUACAGUCACUAGCUCUAAUUCAAGAGCAGCAUCUACCUCGACUGGAAGUGACGGUACCACAAGCAGUUCGACGAUGGGAGCAACAACGUCACGACUUGCUACAACUGUGGCAAAUACGACAGGAGCAACCACGUCAGGAAUACCAACGACCUCAUCAAGUGCGACUCAAGGAAUCAACACAACAGGAGCAGCAGCAACAACAGCAAGUCCAACUACACCUACAGUCACUAGUUCUAAUUCAAGAGCAGCCGCAUCUACCUCUACUGGAAGUGGCAGUAAAAACACUUCGACGAUGGGAGCAACAACGUCACAACCUGCUACAACGGUGGCAAAUACGACAGGAGCAGCAGCAACAACAGCAAGUCCAACUACACCUACAGUCACUAGUUCUAAUUCAAGAGCAGCCGCAUCUACCUCUACUGGAAGUGGCAGUACCACAGACAGUUCGACGAUGGAAGCAACAACGUCACAACCUGCUACAACUGUGGCAAAUACGACAGGAGCAUCCACGUCAGGAAUACCAACGACCUCAUCAGGUGCGACUCAAGGAAUCAACACAACAGGAGCAGCAGCAACAACAGCAAGUCCAA